GAACUUACGUCGCAGAUGGACUUUCGCUAGAUAAAUGCAACCCUGAGGGAUAUGAAACUGAUAUGUUAUAUUGAGGGGUGAACAAUACGAAGUCUGAUUUUUGAGUCUGGCUGAUGAUGGUAUAUAAAAGAGCGUUCUCACCGGAUAUUAGUAUACCAAAAAUCACUCGUUUAUCGUUCAUUCUCUUCAACCCGAUAUCGUUCUUCAGAGCUGUGCUCUAGUCUUUCUUUUUACCCUCUCUUUUAUUUACUAUUGUACUUCUGGUAAGAAGCUCUAUCAAACCAUGAGGGUCUUCGUCAUCUUUACUCUCGUUACGUCCAUCCUGGCAGCGCCCACACAGACGCUCGACCGCCGCCAGCCGAACAGUGUGAUUCCUUCUGCACCGUCCGAGGUGAGCGUUGGUGUCAAAGCGAUGGCAGCUCCCGCCCCCAGCGCUCCCCCUCAAGCACCUGCCCCUGGAGGGCAAUCGGGAGGUGGUAGCGCUGCUGGCGGUGGACUGGGUGAUCUCGCGAACCUCAUAGGACAGGGUGUACAAGGGAUCACCAAACUAAUUAGCACUAUUGCUGGGGCUGCCGGCGGUGGCGGCGGCGAGAGUGGUGGAGGAGGCCAAAGUAGUGGAGGAGGUGACCUGACCAACCUCAUUGGUGAAGGGGUCAAGGGCCUCAGUAGCCUUGCUGGCGCUGCAGGCGACGCUGGCGGUGGACUUGGAGAUCUCACAAGUCUUAUUAGUAAUGCUGCUGGCGGCCUGGGCAGCAUUGGUAACCUCCUCGGUGGCCUAGGUGGUCUAGGUGGGCUGCUUCGAAGAGACGUAACCCCAGACCUUAUUGCGAGAGCCAUCGAGAAUAUGGAGCUACCCGAUUUGGAUGAUGAUGAAUGCAUAAUAGAGAAGCUAGGUGGCUUACUUCCAGGAGACACCAGUCGCGCUUGGUAAAAGUCAUGCAGCUGAGCAAUUCAAAACCUGUUUACGAUGGAAUACCUAUUGGUUUGAUUGAGGGAGACUAUGUAUCCCUUCGCAGGCAAGGCGCUAUGUGUGCUAGUUAAUGUGGUCCGCCAGCUGCUUAUCGUUAUCUAUUGUUGAUGU
Molecule: messenger RNA, 1081 nt
Organism: Aspergillus pseudotamarii
Lineage: Eukaryota; Fungi; Ascomycota; Eurotiomycetes; Eurotiales; Aspergillaceae
Exons: 2
Coding region: 284-931 (215 amino acids)
Source: RefSeq, a predicted model, not a curated record